This is a messenger RNA of Sander lucioperca (pikeperch), 2370 nucleotides long. It is a transcript of the gene ada2b, whose product is annotated as adenosine deaminase 2b. Lineage: Eukaryota; Metazoa; Chordata; Actinopteri; Perciformes; Percidae. The coding region runs from base 186 to 1703 and encodes 505 amino acids. Gene Ontology annotation, biological process: adenosine catabolic process; inosine biosynthetic process. Gene Ontology annotation, molecular function: adenosine deaminase activity. The record is from RefSeq and is a predicted model, not a curated record. The transcript is spliced from 10 exons.
UUAUCCAGUUCCUCCAAGUAUUUUGCUGACAUGCUCGAGUGAUAGCGGAGUCUUUUCGGAGACUGCUGACCUGAGACACAGGACACCAGAAGCUCCCUCAGCUCCCUCUUCAUUGAAUACAGCAAACCUGCACUUGUGGAGGGAGUGUGAUCAUGUUCUAGCACCCUCCUGUGGCACAUAAGGAUAUGGUGAUCUCAAUCUGCCAGGCUGUGGUCACUUAUGUGCCCCUUCUGUGGAUGGUAAGAGUGACUGAUGGGAUGCCCGACCCUGCUCAGAGGGACCUGCUGAUGCGUCAGGAGGCGUCCAGACAGACGGGAGGCCAGGUGACGCUGACGGUGGCUGAGCAGAAGCUGGACGCUUACCUCCAUCAAUUAAAGGAGCAAGAGAUGUCUGCUGCACAGUUCCCCCCGGCUAUCCACUUCUUCAAAGCAAAGCCUCUCAUCCAGAAGAGUCCAAUCUUCAAACUGCUGCAGAAGAUGCCUAAAGGUGCAGCCCUCCACAUCCACACCUCCUCUUUGGUCGGUGUUGAAUGGCUGGUGAAAAACGUCACCUACAGGCCUCACUGCUACAUCUGCUUCACCUGGGACAACUCGGUCCGCUUCUUGUUCUCCGAGCGCCAGCCUUUUCCACGAUGGGACUGCUUCUACUGGCGGCUGCUUGAGACAUUGAGAGCCCAAAUAGGAGACCCUACAGGCUUUGAUAACAGUUUAAUGCAGCAGCUCACACUGUUCACUGAGGAUCCAGAUGUAGAGUACCCGAGCCAAGAGGUUGUAUGGGAGAGGUUUGAGAAAGCCUUCAUCGCAGCUGCUGGGCUCAUCACCCAUGCCCCUGUGCUGAGAGACUACUUCUAUAAGGGCCUAGAGGAGCUUCUCCAUGACAACAUCAUGUAUCUGGAAUUCAGGAGCGGUCUCUCAAGGACGUAUGAGCUUGAUGGAACCAUUCACGAUAAGGUGUGGACUCUGAAAACGUUUCAAGAAGUUACAAGGAAAUUUACAGCAGAUCACCUGGACUUUCUUGGGGCUCGUGUCAUCAUUUCUGUGCACAGGGCUCUGAGUGUAUCUGAGGUCAAAGCAGCUGUAAAAGAGGCCAUCCAGCUGCAAAAGGACUUCCCAGAUGUUGUUGCAGGAUUUGACAUGGUUGGCAGGGAGGACAGUGGGAGGUCUCUUUGGUACUUUAGGGAGGCACUUUCUAUGCCAGCUGAACUGGGUGUCACACUGCCAUACUUUUUUCACGCAGGGGAAACAGAUGAUGACGGCACCAACGUAGAUCAAAACAUUCUUGACGCCCUUCUGUUCAACACGACACGUAUUGGGCACGGUUAUGCUUUGGCACACCAUCCACUUGCCAAAGAGCUAUCUCGGAAAAGAAACGUGGCUGUGGAACUGUGCCCCAUCUCAAACCAGGUGCUGAAGCUGGUAUCGGACCUUCGGAACCACCCUGCAGCUGUGCUGAUGUCUGAGGGCCACCCGAUGGUGAUCAGCUCUGAUGACCCAUCUCUGUUCGGCACCACGGGCCUCUCCUACGACUUCUAUCAAACCUUUGUUGGCAUCGGAGGGUUAAAAGCAAACCUGGGCACUCUGAAAGAGCUGGCUCUUAACUCCAUCAGGUACAGCUCUCUGCAAGCUCAUCUGAAGGACACAGGUCUUGUCAUGUGGCAGAAAAAAUGGGACGCCUUCAUCUUUUCAUCUUUAAAUCAUUUAUGACAACCAAACCGCCAUGGAUCCUCUGUGACUUGAAUGAUGAUCAUAAUAGCGCUAAGCUAAAGCAAACAAAUCUACAGGCUUUAAUUUAUUUAUAUUUUAAAUUAAAUUCUUUGGAACUACUUACUUUGUAAUUGAUUGGCUGACAAGAGUUAAACAUACGCUGAGGUCUUUUGGGAGGAUGUUCUGGUCCGAUGUAGGAGGGUAGAUACUGUAGGUAUAGGUAUUUUUUAUUUCUUGAAACUACAAAGUAACUUUACACUAAACUAGCCUGCUGAUGAGAAGAGUCAUUCACAAGUCAUUCAGUCCUCUGAGAAGUAUUGAAAGCUGUCCACAGGCAUUCUUUUGUCUUCAUAAAAAGGUUUUUUCACACAAAAACUGUAAUAGCAAAUGUUCAAGAGCACAUGUUUGUAUUCAAAACCAAGAAAGUUACAUUUGCCAAAACGUACAAGGCCAAAACAAUAAUUAAAUAAAAGUAAUUUACAACUUUGCACACUUUGACUUUUGUGGAUCCAAGUCCUCUGGUGCAAAAUGUAAACUCAACCAAACCCCUAAGACAAGCAGUCGUUCUUUCUCUGAGAUGCAGUUUUUGUGCAAUAAUGGCUCAGUUACUGUUGUCUUCUGGGCCAUGCCCACCAGUCUUUCAGUGGUCUUUGAUGAGAUGCUGUAU